This is a messenger RNA of Strongylocentrotus purpuratus (purple sea urchin), 4279 nucleotides long. RefSeq names its product transmembrane channel-like protein 7 (gene tmc5). Gene Ontology annotation, molecular function: mechanosensitive monoatomic ion channel activity. Gene Ontology annotation, cellular component: plasma membrane. The record is from RefSeq and is a predicted model, not a curated record. Lineage: Eukaryota; Metazoa; Echinodermata; Echinoidea; Camarodonta; Strongylocentrotidae. The coding region runs from base 299 to 3052 and encodes 917 amino acids. The transcript is spliced from 18 exons.
ACGAAAGUUAUCCGGAAGUCAUCGAAUCAGAGCUUUCGACAGUGGGCCUGAGUACUCGCCUAGAUCUAAACGAAAAGUGCCAAGAAACUUUACUAAAGGUGUUGUCUUCCCUAUCUAAAACAUGUUUCCUACUAUCAUCAUGAUCCCGACUACGCUGUAAGAACAAAGAUGAAGUAGAUUGUGCAAAUUCUUGACCCAUCAUGUGAUGUCCAUGCUGCACUGUACAACGCAUACAAUACAGUCUUUCAAAUCACAGACCAACGCCUGACGUUAGAGAGAACUCUGCGAAAAGCCAACGAUGUCAUCUGCAUCAAGACGAAGGCAGCCACGAGGCCAGCUAAGUGUGGAGAAUGACAGCGAGUAUGUCAACGUGGAGCUUGGCUACGCUGGGGCCUCGGGGUACAGUGGGGGUCAAGGGAUGCCCAGCCAGUAUGAGAACAUGGAACCUAGUCCUGACUUGAGGUAUGGAGCCCGUGGUGUAGAUAACCUAGCUUAUGGCGCACCCACAGGCACACCUCGCACAGGCUAUCAGCCACAGGAUAUUCAGCUUAACACAAUCAAUCCAGCCUUCAGUGGGUCAGGCCAGACCCCCCUGAUGGGGCGGUCCCGGAGUCCCUCUGUGGCAUCCAGCGUAUCCUAUCAGUCUAGCAAUGCUGAAGCUGAUGAGAUACACGAGAGAGAAAUCAUUGCUGCUAGCCUUAGCGAUCCAAACAGUGUCAUUGACAUGCUACCAAGCAGACAAUUAGGACACACACUUCACAGAGCCAAAUCGCACCACCACCCAUCACACCACCACAGCAAAUCAAUGAGGAAGAGAAGUCGUUCUCGCUCAGCGUCCCUUCGUCGCUCACGCUCCACCAGCAGACGGAACUAUGAGAAUGUCAACCUUGAGAACAUGGUGGAUGACAUCCUGGCGGACCCCAAUCUCCUUCAGGGCACAUCAAGGGGUACGCUGAGAAGACGCAAUACCAUUCGUCAGAUCUCAGGAACAAUCGAUACAAGACGACGAGUCAGAGAGCAAGUGAAUAGGAGAUCAAGCAGAACAAGUAAAGAGAAAUCACCCGGUAUAUGUACAGCGUAUUUCUAUGAAGCGGCAUAUAAAUGGGAGUCAUUCCUUGAGAGCCUCUCUGACUUCACUUACUCCCUGGAGCUGUGGCGUAGCUCCAUCAAGAAGAUCGAAGGGAACUUUGGUAGCGGCGUCACUUCCUACUUCCUCCUCCUGAAAUGGCUCCUUCUUCUCAACAUCCCCGUCUUCCUGCUAACAUUUGGUUUUGUGACGACGCCUCAGCUCAUCUACCAGCCUAGCGCCAGUGUUCCGCACUCUCAGAACUUCUCAGGAUGGGACCUGCUGACUGGAGGAGGCUGGUUCAAGGAUACUGAGCUGUACUGCGGUUACUAUACCAACGAGACAUUCACUGUAGAUAACAAGAACUAUUACAGCAUGCCACUGGCGUACCUGAUCACUAACAUUCUUAUCUUCAUACUUAUUCUCAUCGUUAUCGCUCAGGGAAUGUCCAGGGCGUAUCGGCAGUACUUCGUGACGGGUGAUCGUCAUUACAACUUCUUUACUGCCAAGGUUUUCUGUGGAUGGGACUACAGUAUUACAUCAGAGUCUACAGCGAAGCUCAAGAACAAGAGUAUCUAUCUGGAAUUAGCUGAAGCCCUCACAUCUCAUCACAGCUCAGAUAGUAUUGGCUGCUGUAAAACAUUUGGUAUCUAUUUGUUACGUCUCACCAUCAACAUCAUCGUCUUCGCAAUCAUAGCAGGUGCCUCGUAUCUCAUACACUAUAUGUACGAUAGUGUGGUAGCGGAGAUAGAUUCGGGACUGACUGUAAUACGAGAGCUGGCUAUUCCUCUAGUUAUCAGCGGUUACAACCUGACGUUGCCUUACAUGUUCAGUGUUCUCAGCUCAUUUGAGAAAUACUCCAACCCAAGGAUGCAGCUCUAUGUUUCACUCUUUAGAACGUUUCUGAUGAAGGCAUCAGUGCUUUGUGUGUUGUGUUACUUCUGGCUCAAUCAAAUCAGCUGUACGGACGAGUCAACACAAAACUGUGUUGAGUGUUGGGAAACCUUCAUCGGUAAUGAAGUCUACAAGCUCGUCAUUGUGGAUUUCAUCCUUCAAAGUUUAGCAACAUUCGUCUUGGAAUUCAUCAGAAGAAUUGGGAAAGACCAUUGUUGCCAGACUUUUGCCUCUCCUGAGUUUGACAUUGCACGUAACACAAUGGAUCUUAUUCAGUCUCAGACGUAUACAUGGAUUGGCAUGUACUUCUCUCCGCUACUCAUGGUCAUCAAUAUCUUUAAACUUGUCCUCAUCUUUUAUGUCAAAAAGGUCAGUGUUCUGUACAACUGCAAACCAUCUUUAAGACCUUGGAAAGCAGGACUAGCGAAGACUGUAUUCCUUGGGAUCCUAUUUCUCAUGUACAUGAUAUGCCUUGGAGCUUUUGGAUACAGCGUAGUUCAGAUCCAGCCUUCUGCUAACUGUGGACCCUUCAGAGGGAGGAAUGAUACCUAUGAUGUGGUGAUUGAUCUGUUUGGUAAAUGGCAGCAGUCGGAUAGGGUCAUCACCACACUGGUCAUCUUACUGACCAGUCCUGGUGUCCUCGUAGGGAUCAUACUCAUCAUCAUUUUGCUGGUGUACUACAGAAGAUCUGUUUCUCUGGGUUACAAGGAGACUGUCAAGAGACUUCAACAUCAGAUCAAUCUGGAAGGUAAAGACAAGCGCUUCUUACUGCGCAUGCUUCAAGAAGCAAUCAAGAAACGUAACAAGAAGCUUGGCAUCACUAAUCCCAACGACAGCGUGGUAUUCAGCAACAAUGGGCGUGUCCUGCGGUCCCCCUCCCCGUCGGCCUCGGCACCCAGCAGGCAACGCCCAAGCCCCCGAAAAGAGGGCAAGAGAAAACACAAAGCACACCGCCACCCUGGCCACCAUGGAGGAGCAGCAGCGUCCCCUUCAAGCCCCCACCUCUCACCGCGCCUCUCACCACGUCUCUCACCCAGGCCCUCCCCCAAACCUUCACCUCGGACUAGCAAGCAUAACCAGGGAGCUAACUAGAACCAAUCACCUUAGCAUAGAAUCAGUUUAUCAUUCGCAUGUUCUUGUACCUCACUGACAUCGCCACACUUACUCCAAGCCGACUCCAAACCAAUUUGUUUUCUUGUCAGGUAAUGUAAUUUUUAGGUGAGUCUGUUGUCAGUCUGGUGUGAGUCUUUCUACUCGUGUUGGAUUGACUGAGGUACAUGUAUUAAGCUUGUAAGCAAAGGACCCAUUGAUUUCUUGGACCUUUUAAACCUCGUUCACUUAUGACGCCAUGAACUGCUUAGAAAAAAAAUAAAGUGCAGCAGCAAAUGAAAUAAUUUUAUGUUUGAAUAAAUGGCAUGUGAUGAUGAUUAAGUAGCUGUGUGCUACAAAGACCUCUAGGCAUACUCACUUACAUGUACAGUUAACGACUGAAUUAUUCAUACCCCUUGUAAAUUUGAUGUUUUUUGUGUUUAUCGUAACUCAAGAAUGAAAGGUGGACCGGUUAAAAAGGGUCUCUGUUGAAUACUUUUAGAUGUACGCUUUGAUAUGUCAUAUUCUCAAGAAAGGCAAAUCAGGACAAAUCAAUUUUCUGUUCAUUUAUAAAGUUACAAAACUUGGUAUUAAGGGUAUGAAUAAUUCAGUUGUUAACUCUAUCUGUGUGUUAUAAAGGUGAAGAAUACUAUGCUUACCUUAGUGAUUUUAUUUUGCUGAGGUAUUUUUUUCUUCUUCUAGGUGGUUUACCCCAUCACGUGCUUUAUUAUGCACUAUUGUUUGAGCUGAAUCACAGUCACUCAUUUAAAUGUAUGUGGCAUUUAGGAUGAGUUGGGAAAAGAAGUUAAUAAAGUAUUACCAUGUAUACAGGCUCGGUGAAUGCUUUAUUCAUUAUUAAAUGAUUCUAGUUAGUAGCAACGUGGCAGAGCGUGGCAGCUUUUGCUUUUAUUUUUCUUGUCUGUGUUUAAGCUGGAAUUGUAUUUGUUUAGUUACAUGUAGUUACCUACAGCAUCUCAUGUUUGUAGAAUGUUUCUGCUGAGUCGUUAGAUUUAUUAUGAUAUGUUAGAAAGGCUUGGUGAUUUUGUCUAUUAUCAUUUGUGUGCUAUUGAGUAGUUCUAUGUUACAGAUGGAUUAUUUGAAGAAAGUAUUAAUAGUCUAAGAGAGCAGAGCUUUUGAUAACCCUUGGAAACAAGGCUCCAUACAAAAUAUCAUCAUUGCCAUAUUAACCUUCCUUUCUUGAGUACAAACAUCUGCCACUCACACACACAC